This is a messenger RNA of Equus caballus (horse), 3245 nucleotides long. Lineage: Eukaryota; Metazoa; Chordata; Mammalia; Perissodactyla; Equidae. The record is from RefSeq and is a predicted model, not a curated record.
AUGCAAAGGGUCACUCUUGCAAGUUGUGGAGAAACCCCAAAAACAGUUGAUGACCAGCCACCCUGUGCUCCCCGCCUCGAGGCGCUGGGUUCCGAGCGAAGGCGGGUUCCAGAGGCCCCUGAACAGGUUCACUCCUCCCCCACACUCUCGCAGGUUCUCGGCGCAGGGCAACCUCUCCUCACAGGUGCACGGAAAGAGAAACCGUCGCUGGGAAAGAAAGUUCCUCCUCACCUAGCCCCUCCGGACUCGUCCUCACCCCCUGCCAGGGAGCCGCGAGACAGAAGUGGCGGCGGCGAUGUAGGGCAGGAAAAGGCGGGGGAAGGGGGCGGUGAUUAUUCUCAACGCUCGGCCCAGGGGGAGGAGUGGAGCACCUCUCAGGCACCUGAGAUUCGACGGGGAGGGGAGGGGCGGUGUGUGUGGUGGCCAGAAGGGAGCGGAGGUCGGGUGGCGGCGGCGAGGAGAGGAGGGAGGAGAGAGAGUUACCGUAGGGUCUCUUGGCGCGGAGGGAACCCGCCACACGUUGCCAAGGUGUCUUCUUGGACUUGGAGAAGGACACCUGAGGGACCGCUACAAGGCAGAGAGGUGGCAGCGCUGGAGCCAGGGAGGCUGCUGUCCUUGUCUCAGGGGAGCAGAGAGUCCCCACGCCUGACUGCUUUCAGCUGCUGCCCGCCCAGCGCGCUCGGCGAAGACUUGGAAAGAGAUUCCCACUGGGAUGCCCCGGCAGCUGCCACCAUUCGGAAGGGGGUGGGGGAGAACGUAUCGACGAGGAAAGGGAAAGAUUCCUUGCUUUGCAGCUGCCGUGCCACCAAACCUCUCCCACAUUCUAAGGAAGGGAGGAUUCCUGAGACAGCUGCUCCGAACAGCGUGGAGGCGGGGUUAACAUUGCCUGUAGAUCUCUGAGAGUUUUUUUCCUCUCGUGAUUUUCCAAUGUGAAAGUCAGGUUCGCCUCAUUCUCAGAUUAACUGAAAAGAUAAAUUAUAUUAGGAUUGUAACCAGCACAGAUCCUUAUAAUGUAUCCUUCUCCUCCACCCCCACUAUUAGCAGUAAAGCUUUCUUCCUGAUGCAUUAGUGAAAACAAACAAAUACAGAAGAAAGUGGUUUUUCACCCUUAUGGUACUCUUUCAAGUCAUAAGGCCUUAAAAAAAAAUUUUCAUAUACUCGCAGUUCCCUAAAAUGCAAGUGAAGCAAAAAGUUGGGUCAAAAGUUAGGAAGUACCAUGGAGGAAUCAGAAGAAAAAAUUGUAUUGGUUUGAGAGAUGAAAUAGUUUCCUAGAGAACGGGUUAUUUGAGAUGGGCUUGAAAAGUAAACUGAACUUUAUCACAUGGAAAUUUGGUAGGAGGGAGGCAACAUGAGGAAAGAGAAGCACAGGAGUAUCUUCUUUAGAAAAGUGUUACAUCUUUUUAAAAUACUAAAAUGAAUUCAGCCGCACCAAAUCUCAUGUGGUUGCAGAUGUUUUUUAAAGAUUUGUUUUCUGUAAGUGGGCUUAAAUACUCCAAAGAUGAGACAGACAUUUUUCUCAUGAUCUGGAUUGGUGAUUCUUGCAUUACCAGGGUUGAGGCAAGCAGCAUCAUUGGCUUGCCGUUCCCUAAAUCCAAAAACUAUUUAAACACUUCAGGUUUAUAUUUCAGGUCAUUAAAUGAAUGUCUGCAAUAAGGGGAAGUAGGGUGUACCUGUAGAAGAAAGAGAACUCUCACUUGACCUUUAACACAUCAAUAGAGAGGGAGGGAACAUUAGAGAAAAAGCUUUUUAUAGCAUUUUGCCUCCUCAGAUUUAGGCAAAUAGUCUAACCUUGAGUAUGUUAAUAUAUCUGACAUAUAGGUGCCGGUAAAGUAUUUAUUAAGUAAAUAAAUGUUCUCCAUUAAGAAGGAGCAGGUGAUAGUAAAAAUUAUCUAAACAUGAUGUAGUCACAAAUAUUCAGUCUAAAUGAUCCAGGGCUAAGGUUUGUGUCUGUCAUGGAUUUGUCAAUUCACUGCUAACACUCUUCUACUGAUGAAACAAAAGGAGAUGUAAGACAAUUAUCCAAAUAUUUCCCAAAAAAUUGCCAACUCUUUUUUACAGUUCCUCAGGAUUAUUCAACCUGCCUUACUUUACCCCUGGUUACAGUAAAAUGGUUGGCAAAAAUUGGAGAUUCACUGCAGAAGGAAGGGUUAGGAAAGUAGAAGGAGAAACUUUACUUCUAGCCGCAGUUAAAAUACAGUAACUGUGGAUAGUUUGGUGUAAAGAAUAGAACCAUGGAGUGCUUCAGGGUGAGUUAUCUGUCCACCAACUAUUAAGCUCCUUAAUGGCACAAUACUCUGAACAUUGUAGGUACUCAAUACAUAUUAUUUGGAUUAAGUUAAAACUCUAAAGUUACUUGCUUUAAUUUUUCUGGCCUGAAAGCCCUUGCUUGAGUCUAUACAACUACUACCAGUUAGAGGAAGGAAGAUCUUGGUAUAAAUGGCUAUAUUAAUGUGGAAAGCAGUUUUACCAUCUAUUAAAAUUUAUCUUUUUGAUACUAUAAUGGAAAUUUUCUAGUCAAAAGUCUUCAUAUGGACUAUCAGCAGUUGAGUUUAUAGGCCUGCCUUACUUAUUUCCCUGUAUCAUACACCCAACUUACUACACAAAAAGGAAGAAAGACAAGAAGGAGGAAAAAAGAUUAUUUCUUGUAAAGUCAGGCUUAAGUUUUCUAUCACCAUCUAAUUUCUCUCUCUCUGACCUCACCAUCUUGAGAGAAUUAAAGGCUAAAGACUCAUAAUUUCAGUUGCCUUCAGCAUACAUUGAAACCAUAGCAGGAAAGAAAAAUACCCAAUGGAUUCAUAACAGGAAGCCUUGUGCAUAACUCAGAGGAACUCAAGCAAAGAGAAUGUAAUUUCAUGGUGAAAUCAAGAAGAUUAUUGAUCUACAAACCCGUACCUGUACAUACAAAGAAAAUUUUUAUAACAAAGACGGGAUGGAAUUUUCUUUCUUUCUACCAGAAAGAACACCCACUCCUCCCGAUUGUAACUUCUUGGCAUUUUGCUAGAGUAUGGAUUAAAUGAUAAUUUAGGGGAAGGAUACUGCCUACAUGAUUUGCUAUGCACUUGGAUAUGUAUCCCUGGAUUUCGAGUCUUCUUCAAAUUGUUAUUCCAUGUAGCCUAUGACAUCACAGCCUGGAAGUUUCGGCCUUGGUUUGCAGCACCCUCCUUGUGAGAAAAUCAAACAUUGCUUUGCUAUUCAUUAAAUUUCACUAAUGUUAAAUAAAACUUCAAAUGUUGGUAACCAAUUAA